AUGGAAUUAAGUGACAUUAUUAAAGCUAAUCUUGAUAAAUACGCAGAAGAAUUUAUCAAAAUUGUUCCAAUCAAAGAGUUAUUUACAAAAUUGAAAGUUAAAAAAAUUCUAAGUAGUAGAGAUAUUAUCGAUAUAGAAAAAUUAACUCAUGUUGAAGAUAUGAACGGAAGGCUAUUGGAAAUCUUACAAGAACAACGUUCAAAUGAGGAUUUCUAUACUUUCUGUAGCUUGCUAAAACAGCACCAUGUCAACGUUGUCAAAGCUUUCGGAGCAAAACUGCAAUUGGACACUGAAGAAAAUCCAAAAACAUUACCUGAUGUAGACAUCUACGGAAAUAAUAUAAGUUUUCCCGGUAUGAGCGCGAUAGACUAUGACAAUAGCAGGUUUAAUGGAAUACAGUAA
Messenger RNA from Trichoplax adhaerens, 402 nucleotides. RefSeq lists its product as uncharacterized. The transcript has 2 exons. Lineage: Eukaryota; Metazoa; Placozoa; Uniplacotomia; Trichoplacea; Trichoplacidae. The coding region runs from base 1 to 402 and encodes 133 amino acids. The record is from RefSeq and is a predicted model, not a curated record.